AUGAGAUGUAAAAGGAAAUAUCCCACUGGACCUAUAUUGAAAGAUAGACAAGAUAUAGUGUCAGUUUUGAAACCACCAGAGAUUGAAGAAGAGUGUAUUGAAGAUUUUCUGGCUACAGAUAGUCUGUUUGUGGAAUAUUUCAACACUUUCCUCAGCUUACCUAGCUUUCCAGAACCACUGUGCUUCAAUGAAGAAACAGGAGGAUUUGAAGUGGUCACUGAUGCCAAGAAAGAACUGGCAAAGCAGAUUAAAGCUGCUGUACGAUCUCAAACACCAAGGAAAAAGAUGUACAGAGUAGUGAAAAACCAUAGUUUUAUUGAUAUACCAUUGAUACCAAUAGAGGAAAGUGAAGGACCAGAAAAAGUAGAAAUUGAUACCAGUUUUACUGUUACUACAUUGAACAAGGAACAAGGAAUACACUGGGUUAAAGCUGAAAGAUUACCAGCAUUUCUAGAGAGUGAUUGUUAUCUAGAAUACCGUUUGAGUAAGAUAUUGUCUCAAGCCAGAUUAACUGGUGAUUCAGGAGAGUUUGUCAUCAUGAAGAUUGAUUUUCGACCAAGAAUAAAGAAAAGUAAAGAGAAGCCAGUGGAAGAAGAAGAAGAAGUUGAUCCUAAAGAAGAAUUGAUCAAGAAUAUGUAUGUAUCUCUUGGAACAACUGAAACAACAGAAUCUGAUGCAUGGUUUUCACAAGCACAGUCUGCUCAAGAUGCUGCCUUGACCUUUACAACAUUAACACGACCUUUGUCCUCCUCUCAACCAGGUAUAGCCAGACCUGCUAGCUCCAGACCUAGAAGUGCUAUAAGUGGCUCAGAAAGCUAUCGGACAUCAGAUAGUGGUUUUGGUAGUCCAAUGAAAAGUUCUGUAUUUAGUAGUGCUUAUUUUGGUAAUUACACACCAGGUGUAUCAGGAACAGAAGAAGUGGAUGAAGAAAACAUACCUGACAAUAUCUAUAUUGACCUUCAGCCCACCACCCCUAGACCAUCUGACACCUGUUGUGUUUUAACUGGGGACCAGAAUUCAUUCAAAUCUAAUCAAGGUGUAACAUACUCAUAUCCUAAAUCAGAGUCAACAGAUUCUGAAUCAGGGGUAGGUGAUACAGAAGAUAUGGAUUACGAAACUGAAUCUCAAACUAAUUAUCAAGAUCGACAAUCUCCAUCUCAAUCUACUGACAACCAAUCACAAUCGGAGAUAGAAAGUGUGAAGAACAAAUCAGAAGACAUGUUAAAACAAGCUAGUACAGAGAGUAUUGUCGUCAGUGAUAUUGAUGAACUGGGCUCAGUCAUUGUGGGUGCAGUUUUAAAAAGAUCUAUAGCAGAAAUUACUGGUGUUGAUGAAGAAAAGCUAGAAAAGGAUGAAAGAAUAACCUCUGUGUUUUCAGACCCAUCUUUGACAUAUCUGACCUUAGAAAUGUUAGAACAUGUAUCUUACUUGGAUUCUCAGAAUGAAGAAGAAAUUGAAGAAGAAUCAGAACUGCCUGAUGAGAAACCAGAUGUAAAAGAUGAAGAGAGUGAUGUUGAUUCACUUCUAGAUAGUGAAGAUGAUUAUGAAGAAGGAGAUGAAUUCUUCAGGAAACACAAGAUUAAAACCUUUGAUCUGAGCAAUAAGAAGGGAAUACACCAAUUUAAAUUGUUUCUCAAGGGUACUGUUGGCGAAAAAUAUUUCAAUCUUUGGAUUGAUAUAGAUAGAUCUCAUCUGUUUCCUAAAGACAAAAAUGUUACUGAGUAUUUGAUUGAAAUGAGAGAGAAGUAUCAUAUGACAGGAUCACCCUAUGAACUCAGUAAAGAAUUAAAAUCACAGUUAAAACUGGUAGAACCUAGUAGUUGGACUGUCAGAAAAUUACAAAGUAUACAAAAUAAAAUAGCUGAACCACUUGUAUCUUAUUGGGCACCAAGAUUUCUUCUAAAACAACUGAUGAAAUCCAAUCCUAAGAAAUAUUAUCUGUAUCAUCAUCAGCAUCUAUUAAAUGAACGUAAAAUAGAUACUGAUCCAAACCCACCAACAAAAACUCUACUGCCAUUACGACCUAAAUCCUGUCAUCCUAGAAUUCAUACCACUCCUGUUAUUGAAGAGGUUGUGUCUAUAGAUUAUAACUAUAAACCACCCAAUAUAACCUCACCACCUAUUGGUAUGAGAAGAUCCUAUUCAAAUCUCCCUAAACAAAGACCUGUUACAGCUGGUCCUCAACCUAGACCACCAUCUAUAAAGAAAACUCCUAGAGACUUCCUAGAACCUAGGUUAAGAGUGAGACCAUCAACUGCUAAAAGUCACUCGGCAUUAUCCAGAUCAUCAUCUGCUAAAUUAAAACCAAAUAGAUCAGCAUUUUUACGGCCAGGAACAGCAGGCUCAUCUUCUUCUACUGAAUCCUGGGAGUCCACUUCAGUAACGGUGAUAUCAGCUACACCUCAACCACAACAAGUUGUACGACCUCCUACAGCUUCUCAAUCUCCUAAACCAAUAUUGAGAAGAGUUUCACAAGCCAGCAUAGAAUCAGAGUUCAUUGGUGGACGGAGAAUGGAAGCUUUACUUCGAGCUUUGGGCAAUGAGAAAUAUGCUGGUGGAUUUUUUACUAAAUUUAUUGAACGUAGUGGAAAUAAUCUUUGGAAGAAUUGUUUAAAAUUUUGGUUAGAUGUUCAAGAAUAUAAAGAGCUGUUUUACCAUGAGACAAUCGAACCUUUUAAACUGAAGACUAAAUCUCAGUAUAUAUAUUCUAAAUAUGUAGUAGUAUCAGCACCAUGUGAUGUUAACAGUUCAUCAGAUGUACGUUCUGAUAUCUAUCAUCAUAUUAAUCCACCAUAUGAAGAACUAUUUGAUGAUGUAGAAGAACAUGUUUUAGAGAUAUUGUAUUCUGCCUGGAUCAGUAAUCUUAAAGAAGAUGUGAGGAUUUAUAAUAAGGUUGAAUUAAUUGAUGUCAAACGCCAUCUUGAAACUAAAUCAAAAUAUGUUUUACAUCUACAAAAGAGAGGUUUGAUAAAAGAGAGAGUGUUAACACCAGAUGAUCCUAUGGGUGGUUAUGAAGAUCCUGUUUAUGAUCCUUCAUUAUUUGAUCAAAUACCAGACGAUUUCGUGGAUCUGUCAUUGGAGAAACUGGUUCAUAAUCGCAUUGAGUUGGACCAUUUCCGAGAUUACUUAUCUGAUAAUUAUGCCAGUAUGGAUUUAAUGUGUUGGAUGGAUAUUGAAGCUUGGAGAAGAAUACCACACACUGAUGAGAAGAAACGAGAUCAGAAAGCCAAAGAAAUAAAAACAAAGUACUUGAAUAAGAAGUAUUUCUUUGGUCCAAACAGCCCAGCUGGUAAAGAGGGACAAGAUAAGGUAGCAGCUGCAGGUGGUGGAUGGGGUAAACUAUUAGAAGAUAAACCACCAAAUGCUCUUAUAUUAGAAGCCCAGAAAUAUGUGAAAGAAAGGCUGGAGAAGAAAUGGUUUCCUCUAUUUUUAACUACUGAUGAGUUUGCUGAACGUCAGAAGAUUGAUGAGACUAUGGCAGACGUCGUAGAUGAUGUAAUGGUUCAAAGGAGAAGAAGAUCACAAGCUGUUUGGAAGUUGCUUGAAAGUCGCUGGACAUCCUCAACAAAGGAAAUAAUUCAACUGCGGAAAGCAUUACAGAAUCCUUCAACAGAAAAACAGUUCAGACGUUAUGUUUCUAUCAAGGGAGAUAAUUUAGAGAAUAAUGUAUUGUUCUGGCAAGAAGUUCAAAAAUAUAAGAAUAUGUACCAUGUUAAUGCUGAUGAAGGGUUAUUACUACAGAAGAUCAAUGCUAUUAUUAACUGUUUUCUGGACUCCCAAAUACCACCUAGUAUACAGAUAGAUAUAACACAUGAUAUGGCUGACAAAAUUAUAGAUAGAAGACAUGAACGUGGUCCUUAUCUCUUUAGAGAGGCUCAGCUGGCUGUUUUCAGAGUCCUCUCCAGUCAUUGGGAACCAUUUUGUCAGUUCCGAGAAAAUCUGGCUGACGAUAAAAUCAUGCCUACUAUUGAGCGCCAGAGAAGACAUGCCAGAAUUAAAGAAAAGAAAAGACAAAAAGAAUUAGAAGAACGCAUGGAAAAGAAAGCACCAGAUAAUAAAUUGUUCUGGAAAAAGAAAUCAUCUUUAGAUUCAGUAGAUGAGGCCAGAAAAGAAAGUGUUGGUGGACAUGAUCCAUUUAAACAUCUUAAUGAAGAUAGUAUUGUAGAUGAUAGUGAGUUUACUGAGAAAGAUCGUGUUAACUGGAGUUAUAGUAAUUAUAUGCAGGCUCUAGAGAAGGAAGAGAUAUUAAACAAUACAGAUGAAAGUCUGUUUAGUUCUCUUUCUGAUUUAGCAGGUCAAAAGGAUAAUAUGACAUCAAGACCCCUUUCAGCACAAUCUACAUCUGAACCAAUUCUUAAAAAGACUACCCGAUUUGAAGAUCCUCCUAUGAAAAGACCUGUAUCAAGAGUUGAGAAACUAAAACUAGAGAAAUCUCACAGUGUGGAUUCUCCUACUCCAACAGAUAGGUUAAAGUCUCCACCAGUCAAAGUAGAGAGAACAAUUUCCAGUCCAAUUCUUAAAACUCCUAAGCCAACUUUGCCGCCUGCUACUAAAUGUAUUACAGACCAGAAACAAGUGAAAUAUUCUCGUGGAAUGCCACCGCUAGUUAGACCUAGAGAAAAGUAGUUGGACUGUUAUCUGUGAUAUAUAUUAUGUAUUUCUACGCCAUAGUGCUCUUUGUGUUUUGUUAUGUCUAAUUUGUGUUAAUUAAGUAUUAAUGUUUUAUAGUUAGCAGUUACUUAAUAGCAUUCCUAUUUAAUAUUGUAUGUGUCAAAAUCCUCACAUUGACAAAUUAACAGCCGUUAUUUUGAAAGGUUUAUUAACACAUUCGAAUUAUAAUAGGAAGUAGAACAGAAUUAACUGAUAGCAAUCAUUGUCAAGUUGCUCCAAGAACUUGGCCAUGAGGUGCACCUGUACCCCCUUAUCAUAAAUGUCUAAAAUAUUAGCUCAUAUGUAUUCACUGAAAAAGAUGUGCUAAGAGCUAUUCUGUUUAUAUGAAAUUUUUUGAAUCUGAUUCUAUGCAUUAGAAAAUUACAUUUAUUAUCUUAUCAUUCUAUUUAUAUUAAUAUAUAUAUCUAUAAAGCUACUACUGUGAUAUUAUUUUGUUUUGUUAGAAAUAAAACAUUUUAUUGACG
Messenger RNA from Lottia gigantea (owl limpet), 5135 nucleotides. RefSeq lists its product as hypothetical. The transcript has 21 exons. Lineage: Eukaryota; Metazoa; Mollusca; Gastropoda; Lottiidae. Gene Ontology annotation, biological process: regulation of signal transduction. Bases 1 to 4626 code for a protein of 1541 amino acids. The record is from RefSeq and is a predicted model, not a curated record. Gene Ontology annotation, molecular function: G-protein alpha-subunit binding.